AUGGUGGAAAGAUAUUUUGAUUUUGCGGCCUACUAUAAAGCCGGGAAACCCAAGACCUUCAUCUGCAAGCCAGAUCCUGACUAUGACUGGCGCGGCAUCUUUUUGACCCAGGACAUCAGAGAUAUGCAGUGCGGGGAGGACGUGAUCUGCCAGGUCUACAUUCCGAAGCCCUUCACUUUGGAUGGUGUCAAGUUUAACCUCAGGCUCUACGUCUUGGUUACUUCCUGUGACCCUCUGCGGAUAUACCUCUACAAUGAGGGCCUGGUCUGCUUUGCCACUAAAAAGUAUUCCGAACCGACCGAAAAGAAUUUAGAUGACGUCUGCAUGCACCUCACCAAUUACGCCAUCAACAAGCGUAUGAAGAACUUUGUCCCGGAUGAAAAGAAAGGCAGUAAAAGAAAGCUGUCUUUUUUUAACCAGUACAUGGGGAGCAAUGACUAUGACCUGGAGGUGCUGUGGAGCAGUAUUGAAGACGUGAUCAUCAAAACCAUUCUGUCUGUGUAUCCGGCCCUGAGGAACACCUACUUCACCUGCUUCCGAAAUCACGUGUCUGGGAGUGCUUGCUUUCAGCUCCUCGGCUUUGACAUCCUGCUGGACCACACCUUGAAACCCUGGCUGAUGAAGGUUAAGCAUUCACUGAGCUCUAUGACCGACUCCAAGCUUGAUCAAGAGGUGAAGGAGGAUCUUCUUUAUGAUACACUCUGCAUGAUUAACCUUGCAGCUUGUGGCCGGCAGAAAGACAUGGAGGAAGAGAGGCCGCGAAAGAAGGAACAGCUGCCUAAGAUCUGGUGGUCGCGGGAGUACAGAGCUGACGAGACACGAAACAACCAGGCUACCUGGGUGGAACAGGUGGAAAAGUACGAAGACGAAAACAUGGGGAACUUCAAAAGGAUCUACCCGAGCUCCACUUCAGAGAAAUACGAGAAGUUCUUGGAAACAGUUGACUCCAAGGCUCGGGAAGAAUAUGUCAGGCAGAUACGCAGGGAAAUUCAGCAGAGGCAGGAGCAGAAGGAAAUGCUCCUCAAAGAACUGGGGUUCCCUGAAGAGAACCUGCAAGAAGAGUCCCAGUUGCAGAAGAAUCCGACCCUGUUGAUCUUGGUGAAGCCAAAGUCACCAGAAGGACUGCAGACGUCAUCAUCCUCCACUCCUACCAGCCAAGUGCUAGGAAUUGUCUCCAGCCCAAGCCAGCGAGCAGACAGCUGGGAAGAGAAGAAUGUGGGCCACAGCUGUGAAUUGUCUCCAGGCAGAGCAGAUGUUGAGCCAGAGCUGGUUUCUGAACAGAAGGCCGAUGGCACAGAACACUGCUCGCUGCUCCAGAACCAAUCCCAAGCAGAGCAGAAAGAACCAGGCCAGAAGCAGGAGCAGACAGAGGUUCCAUCUGAGAUCCCUGCUGAAGCUCAAGAGGGAAAUGCUGUGAGUGAGGCAGUGAACCAACCGGAGGCCGAUGGUCAAAAGUUCCAACAGCAGGCCCAAGUCCUGGAUAAACAAGAGGCCGAAGACGGGGAUCAGCAGCAGGUUCAAGAUCUGGUCCUACUGGAGCCCCAAGCUCUGAAAGAGGCCAAAGACCUGGCGCAGCAGGAGGCGGGAGAUGAAACUGGGCAAGAGUCACCAUACCCACCUCUACUGAAUACCCAGUCGGAGAUCUUCGAGGAGCUUGACCAGAAGAGCACAGUUGUUGGGGAGGAAACCGAACCAGCGGACGCGUGCAGCAUGCUGCCGGCCGAAAGCACAGAGCAGAAUGGGAGCUCGAGGCAAUUCCUCCCUGAGGUCCAGAGUCAGCUCAGGAGCCAAGGUGGCCCCGAGGCCCAGGCGCUCCCCCAGGGGGGGCAAAAGACCGCAAGAGAGACGCUGAGCGCAACGGGCAACCCGCAUGCCGCCUCGAAGGCCAUCAAGAAGUUGUCUAAGGUCCUGAAACGCAACCGCAGCCAAGUGGGCCUGGCAAGCAAUGUGAAUUGUUCCGGACAGACUGAUGCUGCAGAGCACGUUAAUGUCACUGAGGAGAUUUCAAAUGCACCUCGGGAUCAGUGUGAUUCCUGUUGCAACUGCUGGGGUUACAACAGGAUCUGCUGCAUGAGCUGGUUACGGGACAGUGCCGUGGAACGCGACUGCAGGAACCCGCCCGAGCACCAGCAGAAUCAAGUUGCCGAGAGGUUUCCCAACGCGUCUGCCUAUCCCGAGAGGGUGACCGAGGACAGGAGCAAACCCAGGAUUAGACAAAGGGACCUCAACAGUCAUGGCAGGAACACUGCUCAGCACUGCGGGCCCUGCUGUCUGCUCUGACUGAGCCGUAGAAGUAAGGCUACAUCUGUGGUGGUCGCCAAUACAAAGUGCCUGACAUUAUAAGAAGCCCUGUUCACAUAUAUAUGUCACACCCAAUUUGUGUACCUGCUCAAGCCGAGUGAAGAGGACGGACGAGUGCGGGAGCGGUCGGCGGUUCCGGGACGGCGGAUACCAGAAUUCAACGGUUCGAAGGUUGUUGGAGUUUCGGAGGUCGUUACAUGGACGGAUCAGGGAGGUGUGAGCUCCAACGACUUAAUUUGGUGCACAAAACUGACAAAUUUACUGAGUGUCACCUUUGUUUUUUUUUGUGUCCACUACCACACCACCAAAAAGAGUUAUGAAGUGUAACUUAACUGUACAUUGUGUAUUGUCUGAUAUUUUACAGUGUGGGCUUGUAUCGGGGUGCAUUACGUAGCGUCUACGCAAAUGUGAGUACACAGUUUGGUAGGGCCUACGGCAGUUCCCCUAGACGGACGUGAGUUGAUCGAGCUGAGCGUUACAUAUCUAUCUAGCUAGGGUGCCUGAGACUUUUGCACACAGCGCUGUAUUUGUCAACAUGGAGCGGAGAGCGAGCUUGUAAAUCUGGCAGGAGCAAAGAAUGUUGGGAAUGGCGAGGGUGGAGCACCGCGGGAGGGGUGUGGGACAGGUGGCAGAGGAGGAGUGCCAAUGCACUUGUAUAGCGUGGUUGCAGACACACCCAGCCCUGAGACACCAGGCAAGGCCAUUUGAUUCCAAACAACUGGUUUAUUGAUCAUUACAGAUGUCUCUCUGGUGCUUCCCACUCACUGCCUCUCCCUUCCCCUAUUCCCAACCAUGAUCCCCCCUCUCACAGUCCACAAUAGAGACCCACAUCAGAAUCAGGUUGAUCAUCACUCAAAUACAUAAUGAAAUUUGUAUUUUUUUUGCAGCAGUACAGUGUAAUCCAUAAAAUCACUACAGCACUGUGCAAAAGUCUUUGGCACGCUAUUUAUAUAUAUGGUUGUGUGUGUGUGUCUGUCCCUAAGAAUUUGGCACAGUACUGUACAUACUUUGAUAGAAAAUUUUUCAAAGUUCCAAGUUGAAAGUAAACUUUCACUUUUCAUCUUGCAGGCGGUAACAGUCCACGUUGGCAAUGAUCUACAGAAAAACCGCUUCAGCCGUUACUAGGUGAUUCAACGCCUCUACAGUGCACUGAUGCCCCUGUCCACUUACGCUCCAGCCUCUUCCGUCUUGGACAUGAUACGACGCCGCUUAAAUUUAAGAAGAAAUCAUUUUAUAACUUGCUAAUCUACUGAGUGGAAAUUUUAGUCCUUAACUUCCUACUUUUUGUAAAUGUAUCUCUUUCCAAAACGAAUUAAAUAUAUUUAAAGCUU
Mobula hypostoma (lesser devil ray) is the source of this 3632-nucleotide messenger RNA. Its product is annotated as tubulin polyglutamylase TTLL13-like. The record is from RefSeq and is a predicted model, not a curated record. Gene Ontology annotation, molecular function: tubulin binding; tubulin-glutamic acid ligase activity. Bases 1 to 2280 code for a protein of 759 amino acids. Gene Ontology annotation, biological process: microtubule cytoskeleton organization; protein polyglutamylation. The transcript has 13 exons. Lineage: Eukaryota; Metazoa; Chordata; Chondrichthyes; Myliobatiformes; Myliobatidae. Gene Ontology annotation, cellular component: cilium.